Molecule: messenger RNA, 1336 nt
Organism: Condylostylus longicornis
Lineage: Eukaryota; Metazoa; Arthropoda; Insecta; Diptera; Dolichopodidae
Product: WD repeat-containing protein 18
Exons: 2
Coding region: 47-1330 (427 amino acids)
Biological process (GO): DNA-templated DNA replication; rRNA processing
Cellular component (GO): nuclear pre-replicative complex
Molecular function (GO): protein binding
Source: RefSeq, a predicted model, not a curated record
UUCACGUUUUUUUUUAAAUUAACAAAACAAAUAAAAAAAGGGAAACAUGGGUGAAUUGGUUGAAGCUUUAAUAACUAGUGAUUCAGAAGCUAAUCAAUGGACAUGUUCGGCUUGGGAUCCAAGGACAGGUACAAGUGUGAUGACGUAUAAAGGUGGAGAAGCUGCAGCUUCACAUUGUCUUUCGAUGGUAACCAACAACUUUUUAGUUACGGCCAAUAACACAAAACCAUUAAUUCAUAUUUGGCCAACAAACAGUCAAGAACAAAUUAGUGGAGUUCGCUUAGUUAGUCCAGGCAAAGUCAAUGCAUUAGCCGUUUCUUCUGAUGGUAACUUUUUGAUAGCCGGUAUCCAAGAAAAUAUUUAUAUCUGGCAAAUAUGUUCCGGGAAGUUGUUAAAUGUUAUUUCGAGACAUUUUCAAGCUAUUACGACAAUAAAAUUUACAGAUGACAACUCACAUUUUGUCUCAGCAGGUCAUGAUGGUACAGUUCUUGUGUGGAAUUUGACGAAAACUGCUUCGGGUGAACAGCAACCAUUAUAUAAUUUGAAUGACCAUGCCUUACCAGUUACUGAUAUACACAUAGGUCGCGGAGGUUUACGUGCAAUACUAUGUACUGUUUCUUUAGAUAGAUCUUGCCGUUUUUACAAUUUAAUAACCGGUGAACUAUUGCUAAAUCUUGUGCAUGACGAAGGACUUACCUCGAUUUGCAUAAAUAUUUUGGAAAAUGAUGCUUUUAUUGGUACAGUUUCAGGCAUAAUUUAUCAAUACAACUUGAAUAAUCCACCUCGUAUAAAAGAAUAUCAUAUGCAAGAAAAUGAUUAUAACAAUAAAUUUUUGGGACAUAAUAGUAAUUCAGUAACUUGUUUAGAUUUAUCUUUGGAUGGAAAAAUGUUAGCUUCUGGUGGUAAAGAUAAUAAUGUAUAUUUAUGGGAUAUUGCAAGUAAGCAAGUUUUACGUGUGAUAUCCCAUAGGGGACCUAUUACAAAUAUUAAAUUUAUAUUAUGUGGAAGGAAUACAUUCAAUGCUGAAAUUAAUUUUAAUUUAAUCAUAUCCAAUUUAAAAAGAAUGAAAGAUAAUGAAGAAUCUAGCAUACAAGAUGUUAUUGAAGUCUUUAUUCCCGAUGUUGCUGUUGAUAAUGAAAUCAUUGAAGAUUUUUGUCAAGAAUUUACACAAAGUGAUAGUUUAAGCACCGUUAGCAAAAGUGGUGACCAAAGUGAAGAACUAAAAGCAUUAAAAGAAGAAAACGAACGUCUUAAAAAAAUCAACAGAUCGUUAUAUAAUUUUUCUGUAAAUAAAAUUUUGUGUAAUGAAUCAGAAAUAGAUCAGCACUAAGCAUGA